Messenger RNA from Trichoderma reesei QM6a, 4292 nucleotides. RefSeq names its product abc transporter-like protein. Gene Ontology annotation, cellular component: membrane. The coding region runs from base 187 to 3906 and encodes 1239 amino acids. Gene Ontology annotation, biological process: transmembrane transport. NCBI's taxonomy places the organism in Eukaryota, Fungi, Ascomycota, Sordariomycetes, Hypocreales, Hypocreaceae. The transcript is spliced from 3 exons. Gene Ontology annotation, molecular function: ATP binding; ATP hydrolysis activity; ABC-type transporter activity. The record is from RefSeq and is a predicted model, not a curated record.
AAGGCUAAGAAGGAAAAGAACAAGAAGCCGCCCAAGGUGCCAGAGGUCAAGGACGACCCCGAAGAGCCGUUUCGACAUCUGCCCGACAAUGAAGCCGACAUCCUGAAGCGCCAGGCCUUGACCCCCAGUCUGAACCAGGGUAUUGCUGCGCUCUAUCGAUACACCACUGGCCUGGACAUCCUCAUCAUGAUCAUUGCGUCAAUCUGCUCCAUCGGUAACGGCGCUGCCCUUCCCCUCAUGACACUGCUUUUCGGCGGCCUACAACAGACCUUCUCCAAGUACACCGUAGGCCUGAUCGACAAGGGCGAACUCAGCUCUGAGCUUGCCAAGUACGUCCUUUACUUUGUGUAUCUCGCCAUCGGCCAGUUCGUCGUCACUUAUAUCGCCACGGUGGGAUUCAUUCACGUGGGCGAGAACAUCUCCAGCCGGAUCCGAGAGCGUUAUCUCGAGAGCUGUCUGAGGCAAAAUAUUGGCUUCUUUGACAAGAUCGGUACUGGAGAGAUUGUCACUCACAUUACGUCCGACACCAACAUCAUACAGGACGGCAUCUCUGAGAAAGUGUCGGUAACCAUAGGGGCCAUCUCGACCUUUGUGACUGCCUUCAUCAUCGCAUUUGCCACAUAUUGGAAGCUGACGCUGAUCCUCGCGAGUGUCAUUUUUGCCAUUCUCAUCAACGCCUCCGUCUUCUCCGGCUACAUGGUCAAGAGCAGCACACAAUCCAUCAUAUCGUUCGCGCUUGGUGGAAGCCUGGCCGACGAGGUUCUCAGCUCCGUGCGGACUGCCGUUGCGUUUGGCUCCCAGGAGAGGCUCUCCAAUCAGUACGACCAGCACCUGAAAAAGGCCGAAUACUACGGCUUCAGGCUCAAGGCUGCCGUUGGAAUCAUGCUCGGCGGCAUCAUGUUUCUGCUCUACAUGAGCUAUGCCCUGGCGUUCUGGCAAGGCAGUGCCUUCCUCCUGCGUGGCGAGAUGUCUCUUAACCAUGUCCUCAUCGUCAUGAUGACUGUCAUAAUGGGCGCUUUCAACAUGAGCAGCAUCGCGCCCAACUUCCAGUCGUUUGCCGCAGCUGUCAGCGCUGCAUCCAAGCUCUUUGAUACCAUCGACCGCGUGUCCCCGAUCAAUCCAGCAAGCGAAGAAGGCGAGACCGUUGACAACGUUCAGGGGAACAUUCGGUUAGAGAAUGUCAAACACAUCUACCCGUCCCGUCCCGGCGCCGUUGUCAUGGAAGACGUUACCCUCGACAUCCCUGCUGGAAAGACAACCGCCCUGGUUGGAGCGUCGGGAUCCGGCAAGAGCACCAUCGUCGGUCUCAUUGAGCGGUUCUACAGCCCCGUGGCGGGUACUGUGUAUCUUGAUGGACAUGACAUCUCCAAGCUGAAUCUUCGCUGGCUCCGCCGUCAGAUCUCUCUGGUUAGCCAGGAGCCUGCGCUGUUUGGCACAUCGAUUUUCGAAAACAUCCGUUACGGCCUGGUCGGGACCGAGUUUGAACAAGAAAGCGAAGAGAGGCAGCGUGAGCUGAUCAUUGCGGCUGCAAAGAAGUCCAAUGCCCACGAUUUCAUCUCAGCUCUCUCCGAGGGCUACGAAACGAAUGUUGGCGACCGAGGCUUCCUCCUUUCUGGCGGACAGAAGCAACGAAUUGCUAUUGCUCGCGCCAUUGUGAGCGACCCGAAAAUUCUCCUGCUCGAUGAAGCAACGUCAGCCCUGGAUACGAAGUCCGAGGCCAUUGUACAGGCCGCCCUCGAGGCUGCCUCUGCCGGCCGGACUACCAUUGCCAUUGCACAUAGGCUUUCGACCAUCAAGGACGCGCAUAACAUUGUUGUCAUGGCACAAGGUCGCGUUGUUGAGCAAGGAAAUCACGACGAGCUGGUAGAGAAAGGCGGCGCUUACUACAAGCUGGUAUCAGCUCAGGACAUUGCUGCCGCCCGGGACCUCUCGCGUGAGGAACAGGAGGCCAUCGACGAGCACCAGGAGGCUCUAGUCAAGAGACAGUCGAAAGUCGAGGAUAGUGAGAUCUUCAGCGCCGAGGAUGACAGCGAGAACAACCUCAACCGAUCGCCGACGCAGAAGUCGGCCUCUAGCAUUGCUCUGCGGGCUGGCACGGCGGAAAAGGAGGCCAAGUACAGCAUCUGGGCUCUGAUUGUCUUUAUUGCCAAGUUCAACCGCAACGAAUGGAAGCGCAUGCUGUCCGGUCUCGUCUUUUCAAUCCUUUGCGGCGGUGCCAAUCCCAUCUCUGCUGUUUUCUUUGCCAAGGAGAUCAUCACCCUGACGGGCGCUCUACUUCCGGAUGCCGAUAUCGAGCAUAUUCGGCACAAUGCAUACUUCUGGGCUCUCAUGUUUGUCGUCCUGGCUGGCGGUACGCUCAUCAGCUACUCUGGUCAAGGGAUUGCACUUGCGUCAUGCUCUGAGCACUUGAUCCAUCGCAUCAGGGAUCAGACGUUUAGAAUGUUUCUUCGCCAGGAUAUCUCCUUCUACGACAGGAAAGAGAACUCGGUGGGCAUGCUGACGGCAUUUUUGUCAACGGAAGCCAACAAUAUCGGAGGCCUCAGCGGCUCUGCCCUGGGGACCAUUCUAUUAACGUUGUCAACCCUCUUCUCUUCAUUGAUCAUGGGCUUGGCUAUCGGAUGGAAGCUAUCACUUGUCUGUUCGGCAACGAUUCCAGUCUUGCUAGCCUGUGGCUUCUUCCGGUUCUACCUGCUCCUUCGCUUCCAGAACAGGGCAAAGGAGGCGUACGCGGCUUCUGCUGCGUAUGCCUCGGAGGCCAUCUCAGCCAUCCGCACCGUUGCGUCACUCACGCGAGAGCAAGACAUUAUGCGCAUCUAUCGCGAGGACAUUGCAGCACAGCGGCGCAAGGGCUUAAAGUCUGUUCUCUCCUCGAGCGCAGUCUAUGGCGCGGCCCAGGGCGCUACGUUCCUCUGCUUCGGCCUCGGAUUCUGGUACGGCGGCACUUUGCUCGCCACCAAAGAGUACGACUUGUUUACCUUUUUCGUCUGCUUCAUGGGCAUCAUAUACAGUGCGCAGUCAGCAGGAGGCAUCUUCUCGCUGGCGCCCGACAUGGGCAAGGCCCAUGCAUCGGCUCUGGCGCUCAAGAAGCUCUUUGACCGAACGCCAAAGAUUGACGCGUGGUCAAAGGACGGCCUGUUCCUGGACGCUAGCGAUAUCCAAGGCACCGUCGAGUUCCGAGACGUCCAUUUCCGCUAUCCCACACGGCCGGAUCAGCCUGUCCUCAGGGGCCUCUCUCUGACCAUCAAGCCCGGCCAGUACGUCGCCCUGGUGGGCGCCUCUGGAUGUGGCAAGAGCACGACUGUGUCGUUGCUGGAGCGCUUCUAUGACCCCUUGUCUGGCGGAGUCUAUGUCGACGGCAAGGACAUCAGUACCCUCAACGUUGGCAACUAUCGGUCCUUUGUCUCGUUGGUGAGCCAAGAGCCGACGCUGUACUCUGGCACAAUCAGGGAGAAUAUCCUUCUCGGCACGACCCAGGAGGACGUUUCGGACGACCAACUGGAGCACGUCUGCCGCGAGGCCAACAUUUACGACUUCAUCGUCUCGCUCCCCGACGGGUUCAACACGUUCGUCGGCAGCAAGGGCGGCCUGCUCUCUGGUGGCCAGAAGCAGCGCAUAGCCAUUGCCCGCGCUCUCAUCCGCAACCCCAAGAUCCUGCUCCUGGACGAAGCCACGUCCGCCCUCGACUCGGAAUCCGAGGCCGUCGUUCAGGAGGCCCUGGACAAGGCUGCUGCGGGCCGCACGACGAUUGCCGUCGCGCAUCGCCUGAGCACGAUUCAGAGGGCCGAUGUCAUUUACGUGAUUGAUCAGGGCCGUGUCGCCGAGUCCGGGAGCCACCAGGAGUUGAUGAGGAAGAAUGGGCGCUAUGCUGAGCUGGUCAACCUGCAAAGCUUGGGGACGAGCUCUUAAGCGUGUAGCAUUAGCGUUUCCGGCGCCAUUGGACGAAAUGCUGUGAAAUCGAUGGCGAUGAUGAUGAUGACACUCGUCCGCUGGUUCUAUCGGCGCUCCAUCAUGGCUCAAGGCUUGUCAAUGGAAGUUCUUGCGCAAGUUACCGUCCUCUGCGCUGAUGAUUGGUGAUACAAGUAAGGUAGAUCUAGGAAAUGGGGCAAAUUCUACACAUAUAUACAACAAAAGAUUCGACAUUGGCUUUCCAUUUAUUUGUUUUUUCUCAAUUUCUUUUCCUCCCAUUUCUACUUGUUUGUUCUGAGCCUGGGUAAAGGAUGAAUGGUCCCUAGGUAGUUUGAGGCAGAGCAUUGUUCGUUUCCCCCUUAUUAGAGUUUGUAAGGCAUUUCCCA